AUGGCGGAAACCAAAAUAAUUUAUCAUAUCGACGAAGAGGAGACUCCGUAUUUGGUGAAGAUUCCAAUUGCUGCCGAGAAUAUCACUUUGCUGGAUUUUAAACAGGUCCUGAACAAGCCAAACUACAAAUUCUUCUUCAAGUCUAUGGACCAAGACUUCGGGGUGGUGAAGGAAGAGAUUUCCGACGAUAGCGCCAAGUUGCCAUGUUUCAACGGCAGAGUGGUGUCAUGGUUGGUAUCUUCAGAUACUCCUGCAGCAGAGCCUCCAGUGGCAGUGCCCCCCCCUGUGGAGACAACUACCCAGCCUUUGCCCCCUCCGCCACCCCUUCCACCCCCACCUGCAGAAAGGACCGGGGGCAUCGGGGACUCCAGACCACCUUCUUUCCACCCCAAUGCAACAGGCAGCGUGGAGACUUUGGACGACCAGACUGAAACCGAGUCUGUAGUUUCUUUCAGGAGAGAGAGGCCUCGGCACAGAGAGAGCAUGGAACAACACGGCCCUCGUAUGAACGGCCAGAGUCGUCUGGAGCGCCACCUGGCAGGAUAUGAAAGCUCCAGCACCGUGAUGAGCAGCGAGCUCGAAACGACCAGCUUCUGCGACUCCGAGGACGAUGACACCAUGAGCAGGUUCAGCAGUGCAACGGAACAGAGCACCGCCUCGAGGCUUCUUAAACGCCACCGGCGACGGAGGAAACAGCGCCCCCCGCGGCUGGAGAGGGCCUCCUCCUUCAGCAGUGUUACAGAUUCCACGAUGUCCCUGAAUAUCAUCACAGUCACUCUCAACAUGGAGAAGUACAACUUCCUGGGUAUCAGCAUAGUGGGUCAGAGCAAUGAAAGGGGGGAUGGAGGCAUCUACAUUGGCUCCAUCAUGAAGGGAGGAGCUGUGGCUGCUGAUGGACGCAUUGAACCUGGUGACAUGCUGCUGCAGGUGAAUGACAUCAAUUUUGAGAAUAUGAGUAACGACGAUGCAGUGCGGGUCCUGAGAGAGAUUGUACACAAACCAGGGCCCAUCAUCCUCACAGUGGCUAAGUGCUGGGACCCUUCUCCUCAGGGCUACUUCACUCUGCCUCGCAAUGAGCCGGUCCGGCCCAUUGACCCCGCAGCAUGGGUUAGUCACUCCGUGGCUAUGACUGGAGCUUACCCUCCCUACCCAGGCAGCUCCUCCCUCAGCACCAUCACAUCCUCCUCCUCUGUCACCGAGACUGAACGUUUUGAUGACUUUAACUUAUCACUGCACUCUGACAUGGCAUCGGUCGCCAAAGCCAUGGCCUCGCCAGAGUCGGGCCUGGAAGUCAGGGACCGCAUGUGGCUUAAAAUCACCAUCCCCAACGCUUUCCUAGGUUCAGAUGUAGUUGAGUGGUUGUUCCACCACAUCGAGGGAUUUCAGGACCGCCGUGAAGCCAGGAAGUACGCCAGCAACCUGCUGAAGGCCGGCUUCAUUCGACACACUGUCAACAAGAUCACCUUCUCUGAACAGUGCUACUACGUAUUCGGAGACUUGAGCGACUGUGAGAACUACAUGGCCAAAUUGUCCCUGAAUGACAACGAUGGUUCCAGCGGGGCCUCAGACCAGGACACCCUGGCCCCACUGCCACUCCCUGGGGCCUCCCCAUGGCCCAUGAUGCACACCUUCCCCUAUCAGGCCUACCCAGCACCUUCCUUCUCCAGCCAGCCACCUCCGUAUCAUGAGCUCAGCAGCUACAGCUACGCCCCCGGCAGCACUGGCAGCCAGCACAGUGAAGGGAGUCGGAGCAGCGGGUCGACGAGAAGCGAGGGUGAGCGGCGUCGCAGCAGUAAAGGUCCUGGCAGCACUGUGGGUGGAGGGGAGAAAUCCCCCUCCGGUGGCGGUGAAGGCGGCGGGGCCGACUCGCGCUCCGGCAGCGGCAGCGAAUCGGAAUACUCCACACGCAGCAGUCUGAGGCGCGGCCACGGUUCAGCCGCUCCCAGUGAGCACAGCCACGCCUCCUCCCAGCGCUCACAUCAUCACCGCAUGCCUCAUCCACCCCACAUGUCCCCCUACCCACCAGGAAUCCUGCCUUAUAACCCAAUGAUGGUGAUGAUGGUACCCCAGCAUCCGCACCCGGCCAUAGCCGCCCACAGUCUUCAGCACACGCAGCCGAUACCGUCGGCUCCCAUGCACCCCGCAUUACCCCCACCGCCCUCCUCCACUCCCGGGGGACCCCCUGGUGCGCCGCCCACUCGUGACCUGGGCUCCGUACCCCCAGAGCUGACUGCGUCACGGCAGUCGUUCCACCUGGCCAUGGGCAACCCCAGCGAGUUCUUCGUGGAUGUCAUGUAGUUUUCUGUGUGUUUGGUGGCCGUUCAUGUGAAGUUAGUGUUCCCACUUGUUUCAACGAGGAUCUGACGGUAGCUUAUUGAGCUCACAUGUGCCUGUCGGAGUCAGGGCACUAAAUUUGGUCAAACAGGGUUUUAAAAUGAGAAAGACAAUAGAACAAAACAAAAUUGAUCCAAGUACCAAGUGUAGCUUCUCUUCUUCAAACCUACUACAGAGCCACAGCCUGUUUUUCUUUUUCAGGUCUAAACCCAGGAGGUUCUUGUUCUCCUCCUAAAGAAAACUCUCAGUACAAUAUUUAGCAUCCAAUCAUUGCACUCCUUAAAACACUAAGGAGUGCAAGCCAUGUCCCCCUUCAGCCGCUUACCUCCGAGCUGCCGAUGCACAAACAGCAGAGACCACAGUUUAGCACUAGAGGGCGCCAGACACAUUCAGAGAUGCUGUGUGCUUGAAAAGUACAUCUGGUUUUAAGUGCCAGAUUUAUUGGCUGCACGGGAGCAAAGCAAGUCCCUUUCCAUUGUUGUUAAUAUUUCCACACUCCAGGUACAGAAAAUAAUCCAUUUAGUUCCAGCAGUGUUUGACAGCGGGCCGCUCUCUAUAUAUAUCUGUUACUCCUAUGUAAAUGCAACUUUACAGACCAGCAAGCUGUAAUGUGAAAAAAAAGAGGUCCAAAAAUUUCAGGGGAGCUUGUGUUUAGUAAUCACUGUCUAGGCCUAGUCAUGAGAACUCUUGUUGUGAGAAGUAUGGAGUUUGUUUGUUUUUGGGGUUUUUUUGUUUGUUUUUUUUUUUUGGUAUGGGGCUACAGAGACUCGAUGGUACUCGUGGUACUACACUUCCACAGUGGUACUUUUUAAUUACAUGCAGUGUAUCUCUACAGUAACUGUGAUCCAAAUGCCCCAGCUCUCCAUGCUUAUUUUUAUGUUACUGACUCGCAUUAUUCACCCGUUCCUUUUUGUAUGUGUGACCUAUAUAAUUCAUGUAUAACCCAACUAACUAUUAAGGUGCUAAAUGAAGAGUCGACAUUUCAGAAAGAAUGACAUUUAUAGUGUCACAUUGUUUGUUUGAUUUCAUAUUGCCACCUUUGCUUGUGUAUUUGAGAAUAAAUUUGAUACGUA
This is a messenger RNA of Archocentrus centrarchus (flier cichlid), 3407 nucleotides long. It is a transcript of the gene dvl2, whose product is annotated as dishevelled segment polarity protein 2. The record is from RefSeq and is a predicted model, not a curated record. Gene Ontology annotation, cellular component: cytosol. NCBI's taxonomy places the organism in Eukaryota, Metazoa, Chordata, Actinopteri, Cichliformes, Cichlidae. Gene Ontology annotation, molecular function: frizzled binding. The transcript has 15 exons. Gene Ontology annotation, biological process: intracellular signal transduction; canonical Wnt signaling pathway. The coding region runs from base 1 to 2298 and encodes 765 amino acids.